Stylophora pistillata is the source of this 1403-nucleotide messenger RNA. RefSeq lists its product as uncharacterized. Lineage: Eukaryota; Metazoa; Cnidaria; Anthozoa; Scleractinia; Pocilloporidae. The record is from RefSeq and is a predicted model, not a curated record.
AACUGCUGAUAUUUAUAAAUGUACCUCACAGGUUCUUCUUACAGGCUAACGAUUCUUUUGAAUGAUAUAAGUUACACUACUGAAUUAGAAAGCUAUCAGUCUUCCGAAUUUAUGGACUACAGGCAAAAUAUUGAAUUAGGGAUUCUACAAGCGUAUGACGGCGACGAACAAUUUCAGGAGGUACAAGUUCUCAGGUUUAGUCCUGGCUUUGAAAUGAAAGUAGUGUCAACGAUACUUCUCAAGUUCAGAACCAAAAGCAAGCAUUUGAUAGCACUCGUCAAAAAAAUGGGCACACAGAAGUUUGGCAAAUUAAAAGUAUUUCCAGCAGUAGGAGACUGUGGUUGCUACGAGCCGGUCUUUAGGCCAACUCCUCUUCAUCCAACUUCUUAUGGUCACCCAUACAAUCCUGAUAACGCUCACAAACAGGGGUUAUCCUGGCUUUGUGCCCCCGAGUGCAAGGUGACGUGUAGUUCAACCUGUACUCCAAAUUGCUGCACGACAGUAAGUCCGAGCUCAGUAGCUUCAGUCGGAUAUUCUGUUCAAUGUGCUGCGCCAUGUGGAGCAAUCUGUGCACCAUCAUGUACUCCUGCUUGUUGUUAUACGAUUUACUAUGUGCAGACACAACAGCACAUGUACCGGAAACGACAUCAAGUGCAGAAAUAGCAAGCCCAGAAGAAAACCUGAGGCUACCCAUAAUUAUCAUUAUCCAAAGCAUCACAAGAAACAGAUAAGGAGAUGAGGAAAAAUCAGGCUAAUUAAUGGAGAAAAGAAAGGAAGUUUUCGGAAAACUCUGAGAUAGAAAUAACCGUUAUUCUCAGCUAAGCCUUAACUAAGUCCUCAUUAAGAAUAAAACCCGUUCCUUCGCGGGAUCCCUCAAAAUUAUAACUACUCGGAAUGAAAGCUUCAAAGACCUAAGGCGAGAGGGUGUAAACUCUAAGUCUUGUGAUGUGAUCUUCUAUGUGGCCAUAGGAUAGUCGCUGGCCGUGACAUGUAAGAGGUCCUCACCAGCGUCAAGUGAAGAGUCCUCGGGCAGGUCUCAUUAAUUUUAUUCGAAACAGGUUGAUUGUUUUUCUUGUCUUUUUUUUGGUGACAUCUAUUAAGGUAACAGAUUAUAAACCGAAAUAACAAGGGUCGUUGAUAUUCAUUGUUUAGUUUAGAACAUUUUAGCAAGAAAUAUAUUGCAUUAGGAAAUUAAGCUAUCACUUGGUUCAGCGGCACGUCCCCAGAUAAGCUACAUAAUAUCUCUCCUGUUCUCAGCACCCACAGCUCCUGGGAGCUGGUGCAUUUCGAAGAUAUUGAUAAGUUUUUUACCAGCCUCAGACAAGGAGCAAUAUUUGCUUGAUUGUAUACCAGCUAUAAACUUUGGACCAAACAGAGCGUGUAAAGCAAUUAAUUCAUCAUAU